AGUCUUCAUCCUUGCAUGACACCGAGGCCCAAAACAAGCUCCAGGGCUUGUUCAGUUGGGCCUGGGCUAGAUCCAGACCAGAACACCACCUACAGGAAGUCCCGGCUGGCUCCUCGGGCUGGGCAGGAGCUGGCAAGAAGGCAGGAGGCCGCCGGGCGUGGUGGCGCAGACAGAGGCUCUGACGAAGAAGACAGGAUGAAUACCGAGCCUGGGAGGAAGUUUGGCGUGGUGGUGGUUGGUGUUGGCAGAGCUGGCUCCGUGAGGAUAAGGGACUUGCAGAGUCCGCACCCAUCCUCGGCGUUCCUCAACCUGAUCGGCUUCGUGUCCAGACGAACGCUUGGGAGCCGUGAUGAAGUGCCGCAGAUUUCCUUGGAAGAUGCUCUUUCCAGCCCGGAAGUUCACGUUGCUUAUAUCUGCAGUGAGAGCUCCAGCCAUGAAGACUACAUAAGGCAGUUUCUCCAGGCUGGCAAGCACGUGCUGGUGGAGUACCCGAUGGCGCUGUCUUUAGCGGGAGCUCAGGAGCUGUGGGCACUGGCUGAACAGAAAGGAAAAGUCUUGCACGAGGAGCAUGUGGAACUGUUGAUGGAAGAAUUUGCUUUCCUGCAAAAAGAAGUGGUCGGAAAAGAGCUGCUGAAAGGGUCUCUUCACUUCACAGCUGGCCCGCUAGAAGAAGAACAAUUUGGCUUCCCUGCAUUCAGUGGCAUCUCUCGCUUGACCUGGCUGGUCUGCCUCUUCGGGGAGCUUUCUCUGGCUUCUGCCACCCUGGAAGAACGAAAGGAAGAUCAGUAUAUGAAGAUGACUGUGCAACUUGAGACCAAGAACAAAUGCCCACUGUCCUGGAUUGAGGAGAAAGGGCCUGGCUUAAAACGAAACAGAUACUUAAGUUUUCAUUUCAAGUCCGGCUCUCUGGACAGUGUGCCAAAUGUGGCAGUGAAUAAGAACAUCUUCCUGAAAGAUCAAGAGCUCUUUGUGCAGAAGCUCCUGGGCCAGGUCUCCGAGAAGGACCUGGCUGCUGAAAGGAGGCGCAUCCUGCACUGCCUGGGGCUGGCUGAAGGGAUCCGGCAGCUCUGCCGGCCGUAGGCCGCCGGCACAUCGGUCACGGCUGGAGUUCAGUUCAGUCAUCUCUUCACCUUUAGCUCCUUCCACAAUUAAACAUGCUGGUAAACAGAA
Jaculus jaculus (lesser Egyptian jerboa) is the source of this 1170-nucleotide messenger RNA. It is a transcript of the gene Blvra, whose product is annotated as biliverdin reductase A. Gene Ontology annotation, cellular component: cytoplasm. Gene Ontology annotation, molecular function: nucleotide binding; biliverdin reductase [NAD(P)H] activity; zinc ion binding. The record is from RefSeq and is a predicted model, not a curated record. Gene Ontology annotation, biological process: heme catabolic process. NCBI's taxonomy places the organism in Eukaryota, Metazoa, Chordata, Mammalia, Rodentia, Dipodidae. The transcript has 8 exons. Bases 16 to 1080 code for a protein of 354 amino acids.